AUGCAGCUCUGGAGUUUGCUGCUGCCUCUUGCGCUUCUCUGUACAGCCCUAGCCAGUGGACCCGAAUGUGGGAUGGACGAGCGCUCCCGCAGGGCGAGAAGGGACACCAGGCACAGCCGCCAGCUCCUCUACACUGCCCCGGGCACCUGUGCCACCAGGUUAGCCCGAGGAAGGCGCUCCACUGCUGGGCUGGAGCCUGGGCAUGUCCCCCGCAGGAGGCAACAGCGGGAGGUAGAGGACGGCGAGGAGUCCCUUACCCCGAGCAGGGCGCUCUAUUUCAGUGGACAAGGUGAUCAGCUGCGGCUGAAGGCAGACAUUGAGCUGCCCCGAGAUGCCUUCACUUUGCAAGUGUGGCUGAAAGCUGAAGGAGGACAGAGAUCUCCGGCUGUCAUUGCAGGACUGUAUGACAAAUGUUCUUACACCUCCCGUGACCGAGGAUGGGUCCUGGGGAUUAACACCGUCAGUGACCAGGGGAAUAGAGACCCCCGCUAUUUCUUCUCUCUGAAGACAGACCGUGCUCGCAAAGUGACCACCAUUGCAGCACAUCGCAGCUACCUCCCCAACCAGUGGGUUCACCUGGCUGCCACGUACGACGGGCACCUGAUGAAACUCUACGUCAAUGGUGCCCAGGUAGCCACAAGCGGAGAGCAGGUGGGCAGCAUCUUCAGUCUUCUGACAUUGAAGUGCAAGGUGCUCAUGGUUGGAGGAAAUGCCCUGAACCAGAACUAUCGGGGUUAUGUGGAGCACUUCAGCCUCUGGAGGACAGCCAGGUCUCAGAAGGAGAUCUUGUUGGACAUGGGCCAGGCGAUUCACAGACAAGACAUGCCUCUACCUCAGCUAGUUCUUCAAGACAGUUUACUGAAUGUGAAAAACACCUGGUCUCCCAUGAAGGACGGCAGCAGUCCUCAGAGCAAGUCCAGCUACCAUCACGGCUAUUUGCUGGAUACCAGCCUAGAGCCUCCUCUCUGUGGACAGACAGUCUGUGACAACACGGACGUCAUUGCCAGCUACAACAAACUCCCCAGCUUCCGCCGUAACAAGAUCGUUCGCUACCGUGUGGUAAAUCUCUACGACGACAAACACCAGAACCCCACAGUCAGCCAGCAGCAGAUCGAGUUCCAGCACCAGCAUUUAAACGAGGCUUUCAGCCGCUACAACAUCACCUGGGAGCUGGAGGUGCUGGAGGUGAAGAACUCAUCCCUUCGGCACCGACUCAUCCUGGCCAACUGUGAUAUCAGCAAGAUCGGGGACGAGAACUGCGAUCCCGAGUGCAACCACACCCUGACCGGGUAUGACGGAGGAGACUGCCGGCAUGUACGCCACACGCUGUUCAACAAGAAGAAGCAGAACGGAGUGUGUGACAUGGAUUGCAAUUACGAGAGGUACAACUUUGAUGGUGGGGAGUGCUGCAACCCGGAGAUAACGGAAGUCACCAAGACGUGCUUUGACCCAUAUUCUCCGUACAGAGCAUACUUAGAUGUCAAUGAACUGAAGAACAUCCUCAAACUGGAUGGAUCCACACACCUCAACAUCUUCUUUGCCAACUCCUCUGAGGAAGAGCUGGCUGGAGUGGCAACUUGGCCCUGGGACAAGGAGGCCUUGAUGCAUCUAGGUGGCAUUGUGCUGAAUCCUUCCUUCUACGGCAUUCCUGGCCACACGCACACAAUGAUCCACGAAAUUGGGCACAGCCUGGGGCUCUACCACGUCUUCCGGGGGAUCUCAGAGAUCCUGUCCUGCAGUGAUCCAUGCAUGGAAACAGAGCCCUCCUUCGAGACCGGGGACCUCUGCAGAGACACCAACCCUGCUCCUAAGCACAAGCAGUGUGGGGAUCCCGGACCUGGCAAUGACACGUGUGGCUUUCACAGUUUCUUAAACACACCGUUCAGUAACUUCAUGAGCUAUGCAGACGAUGACUGCACCGACUCCUUCACACCCAACCAAGUGGCCAGGAUGCACUGCUACUUGGACCUGGUCUAUCAGAGCUGGCAGCCAGCAAAGAAACCGGCUCCUGUCGCCAUCGCCCCCCAGAUCGUGGCUCGGACCCCCACCUCUGUCACCCUGGAGUGGUUUCCACCCAUCGAUGGGCACUUCUUUGAAAGAGAAGUGGGAUCAGCAUGUGAUCUGUGCGUGGAGGGAAGAGUCCUGGUGCAGUAUGCCUUCAGCGCCUCGUCCCCGAUGCCCUGCGAUCCCUCGGGGCACUGGAGCCCACGGGAAGCAGAAGGGCACCCUGACGUUGAACAGCCUUGUAAAUCCAGCGUCCGGACGUGGAGCCCCAACUCAGCUGUCAACCAGCACACGGUGCCCCCCGCCUGCCCCGAGCCCCAGGGCUGCUACCUGCAGCUGGAGUUCCGCUACCCCCUGACUCCAGAGUCCCUCACAGUGUGGGUGACAUUUGUUUCCCCUGACUGGGACUCCAGCGGAGCGGUGAAUGACGUCAAGUUGCUCACUGUCAGUGGGAAGAACAUCUCACUUGGGCCGCAGAAUGUCUUCUGUGACAUCCCUCUGACCAUCAAACUGGACGCAGGACAGGUGGGCGACGAGGUGUACGGCAUCCAGAUCUACACUCUGGAUGAGCACUUGGAAAUUGAUGCUGCCAUGCUGAGCUCCAUCCCCCACAGCACGCUGUGCACAGACUGCAAACCCAUCCAAUACAAAGUGGUUCGAGAUCCUCCUUUCCAGUCCGGGUCUCCCGUUGUCAUCUCGAACCUCAGCAGAAGAUUCGUUGACAUGGAGCUGAGCGACAGCACCACCUACACAUACCAGGUCGUCGUUGUUUCCGGGGCAGAGCAGAGUGAACCCUCCCCAGCACUUGUCUACGUCUCUGGGAGUGGGUACUGUGGAGAUGGAGUUAUCCAAACAGACCUGGGGGAAGAAUGUGAUGACAUGAAUAAGAUCAAUGGUGACGGCUGCUCCCUGUUCUGCCUGCAGGAGUUAUCCUUUAAUUGCAUUGAUGAACCCAGCAGGUGUUAUUUCCACGAUGGUGAUGGAGUAUGCGAGGAAUUUGAGCAAAUGACCAGCAUCAAAGACUGUGGCGUUUACACUCCCAAAGGCUUCCUCGAUCAGUGGGCUUCCAACGUCUCCGUCUCCCAUCACAGCGACCAGCAGUGCCCAGGCUGGGUGGUCAUUGGUCAGCCAGCAGCAACCCAGACGUGUCGCACGAAGGUGAUUGACCUGAACGAUGGUGUUUCCCAGUAUGCCUGGUAUCCCUGCACUGCCAACUUCCAGUACUCCCACAUGGCACAGACCAUUUUCUGGCUAAAGGCUUACUUUUCCACGCCGAUGGUGGCUGCAGCAGUGCUUGUCCACUUGGUAACUGAUGGGACCUAUUACCUGGAUCAGAAGCAGGAGACCAUUGGUGUGCAGCUGUUUGACACCAAAGAGCAAAGCCACGAUCUGGGUGUCCACGUCCUGAGCUGCAGGAACAAUCCCCUGAUUAUCCCCGUCAUCCAUGACCUCAGUCACCCUUUUUAUCACACCCAGGCUGUCCUCAUUAGCUUCAGCUCCCAGUUUGUGGCCAUCUCCGGGGUGGCCCUGCGUUCCUUCCACAACUUCGACCCCAUCACCGUCAGCAGCUGCCAGCGAGGACAGACGUACAGCCCGGCAGAGCAGAGCUGUGUCCAUUACUCCUGCGAAGCCACAGACUGCCAGAAGCUGGAGAUCGACAACGCGUUGCUGAACUGCACCGGGGGCGGGUGGUACAACGGAGCCCAGUGCAACGUGAGCUGCAGGACGGGCUACAUUCUGCAAGUCCAGAGGGAUGACGAUCUCAGCAAGAGCCAGACGGAGUCCAGCAUCACCAUGACCUGCACGGAUGGGAAGUGGAGCAAGCAGGUGACCUGUGAGCCUGUGGACUGCGGUGUCCCAGACCAAUACCACGUGUACCCAGCCACGUUCAACUGCAGUGAGGGGACCACCUUUGGCAAGAAAUGUUCCUUCACGUGCCGACCUCCCGCUCUUCUGAAAGGGAACAACAGCAACUUGACCUGCAUGGAGGAUGGGCUGUGGUCCUUUCCAGAGGCUCUGUGUGAACUGAUGUGUCGAGCACCAUCCAUCGUCCCUAAUGCAGAUCUUCAGACCACUCGUUGCCUGGAAGAUAAGCACAAAGUGGGCUCAUUUUGCAAGUACAAAUGCAAACCAGGUUACCAUGUUCCUGGAUCCUCCAGAAAAGCAAGAAAGCGGGCCUUUAAGAUCCAGUGCACUCAGGAUGGCACAUGGCUGCCAGGUGCUUGUGUGCCUGUUACGUGUGACCCUCCACCUUCCAAGUUCCAUGGGCUCUACCAGUGCUCCAAUGGCUUCCAGUUCAACAGCGAGUGCAGGAUCAAGUGUGAAGAUGAUGACAGUCAGUCGGGCCGUGGAAGCAAUGUGAUUCACUGCCGGAAGGAUGGCACCUGGAGCGGCUCCUUUCAUCUCUGCAGGGAGAUGCAGGGCCAGUGUGCUCUGCCCACGCAGCUCAACAGCCACCUGAAGCUGCAGUGCUCCGGUGGAUACGGCAUAGGGGCAGAGUGUACCACCUCGUGUCUGGACCACAGCCAUGAGCCCAUCCUGCUGCGUGUGAAUGAGACCGUGCAGGACAUCCAGCACUGGAUGAACCCUCAGAGAGUGAAGAGCGUUGUCUGCACAGCGGGACUCAAGUGGUAUCCUCACCCUUCCCUGAUUCAUUGUGUCAAAGGCUGUGAGCCUUUCAUGGGAGACAACUACUGUGAUUCCAUCAACAAUCGAGCCUUCUGCAACUAUGAUGGUGGGGACUGCUGUGCCUCAACAGUCAAGACCAAAAAGGUUACUCCCUUCCCGAUGUCCUGUGACCUACAAGGAGAGUGUGCUUGCCGGGACCCCAACGCCCAAGAGCACAAUCAGAAAGAUCUCCGUGGCUUCAGUCUUGGGUAACGCCGAGCGACGUGGAAUGGAGGACCACACUGCUCAAGGCAGGCUAGGAGAGACACCACAUCCCUUUUGGUAUCAUUUUUAACAUUUAGCUGCUCAACUGGAUGGCAUUUCUGCACCAGAGACCCUUAGAAUUCAACCAGUCUGCCUUUAAUUUUUGUCCAAGGAGAACUCAAAGUAGGGGUUUAUGUAUUAACUAUAUCUUAAAUAGCGAUGACAAGAAACAACCAAGAGUCAAGUUGAGAAGACAUUCAUGUAUCAAAACAGCAUGUUAUGCCCACCUAAUUUGAACAGUUCAUAUCUAGAUUUAAGGCGAGAAACAAGCUAUUUAUGUACACGUAUUUAUAGAAAUAAGUAGAGAAAGAGAGAAAGAGUGAGAGAUUAUGAUCAACGCAGAAACACUUUCCCCUCUCUAGCACUCACAACUCAGACCAUUCAUGGAAGAGGCUGUGCUCUUGGAGGACUCCGGGCUGAGCCUUUUCUGAUGCUGAAUGCCAAGGUAUCUCAUGCUCGGGGCACUGAUGCUGGGGUGGGGUCUCUGCAGGGCUGUGCCUCUUGGCAAGUGACUUGCCAGGUGCCCAGUCGGCUCGAGACGUGGGACUCAUCUGCUCCUCACAAGAAUGCUACUUCCAGCCAGAGAGCUCAGCAGGCUGCAGUGACCUUUCUGUACAGCUCCUCCUUCUCCCCCCAACACUCAAAAAGCAAACAAAAAGCCCCCUUGUCGCCCGGCCAGAAGCCAGAGGGCUGCUGGGAUGUUUCUCUGCAGAGGUGGGCAAGUGGUCCCACUGUGGAGCCAGGGAGAGGGGAGUCAGGACUGGCAUUGAGGAAUGUGGAUGAUUGCUUCUGAGGAGCAGAGAGGGUAACUCGCCCCCGCACUUGUCAUUUGAGCAUGUCUGCUGCUGCUACUGCUGCUGCUAUGUCCCAUACAACUAGUUUCCUUACUGUGUCAGGACAGGGUGAAAACAACCCCAUGCAACCAAACAGUCUGCCUUAAAGCUUACCUAUAACCUGCCUUUCAAACCCUCUGGUAUCUUCCUCAGCAUUGGGGCAAGAAAACAGGACACCAGCCAGCCAAAGGAAUCUGCUUUUUGGUCCCUGCCCACCCAAGGGGUUCUCUAAACCUCCUCCAUCCCACUCUUAUGGCUGUGUAUAUUUAACAACUGCUUCACGCUCUUGUUUUCCUAGGAGAGGGGAAGAGGAGGAAGUAUGUACUAUGGGGAGACAGUAUUAAAAUUUUGGUCAUAUUUGUCAGUAUUAAGCAUCCAGGCUUGUAGGUCAGAUAUCUUUGAAAGACCGGGAGCGUAGCUGCUUGUAAUCUUCCAGCAGGAAGGGCAUUAGCUGCAGCAGCUCUCAUAAUUCCCUUUCAUAUAGCUCCAUCCUCUUGUUUCAGCCCAGAGGAGCUCACGUUGUGCCAGACUCUUGUGGGGCUCAUUUUAUCGUAGGGUUCAUCAUCACAUUGAGUCACUGAGAUGCCCAGAGUAUCUCAGUGCUAUUGCUGCUGUUAAAACCAUCCCACAUAAAGCCUAGAGAUGUCUUCAGCGUGGCCUGGACUUGUCUCCUGCUGCUUUGGGUUCCUGCUGCAAGGAGCACACAUCUGAAAGAGCAUCUUCCCAAAUGUUAAUUCUUCCUGUUCCUUGGGACUCUCCUGCUUUGUACAAUCUACUGGGAAAAGACAAGUUGGAAAGAUAUUUUCCUUCUCCUGCCUUUUUGAAUAUUCAGGCACUACAGCAAGGCAGAAAUGUUAAGAGGAAUCAUUUAGCUCGUGGAGAUGGAUGUAAAGAUAGAUAGGAAAACUAGAAAUGGAAAAUUGACAGUUGUAGGUGCAAAGAGCCAGGCACCCACCAUUGGGGUCAUCUCUAUGGGAAUAACCCAGAGAAUAAUCUCACAACCUAAAAUCUGGAGGCCUGGAGAGCAGAUGAGCAUAAGAAGGUGAGGAGUUGUCUGUUGGGAAGCUCUUGGAGAGGGCCUGGCCGUGGGAGCCGUGCGGAUGGCUCUGUACCCACCGUGCAGGGCUAUGGGGGAAGGGUGAUGCAGUGGGAUCAGGGCUUCUUCUAUGGAGCAAAGCUGAAUGGCUGCCAGUGUAGAGAGCAUUAGCAGAAACUGGCCCCUGGGCAAACUUCCACUUGCUCUUCUUGCCACCUAAUUAACAAUGGAAAUAAGUAAUAGGGAGAAGGUUGCUUCCUUCUCAGUCGUUCAUCCUCCUUUCUGCUGGUAAUUGGUUCACGUGCCAUCCAGCCUAUUGGAGGAGCACAGCACCUCCAAACCCUUUCAGGCUGCCAGCACAUCAGCACCUGAGGCAUCUUGGCAGAAACUCUUCCAUCCACACCACCCCGAUUUCACCCAUGUAGGAAUCCCCACUUCAGGCCCUGCAUGCAUCCUGAUGGCAGACCAGUUUACAAAACUCCUGUAUCAGUUCUGCAGCUCAGCAUGGAGGAGAUUUUCCAUCUGCUUUUCCCACCUAGGAAUUGCCCAAGAGAGACAGGUCUGUGUUAGCGUUAUUGCCACUUGCUGCUGUGGCUCAGGGCCUUCUGAGUGACUGUCCUGCCAGGGCCAGCCUCUGCUCUCGGCAGUCUGGGGACGACCAGGUCCCUUCCCCGCACGGAGGCUUUCCAUGCUGCUAUUUGAUAUAUAUUUUUUUUUCCAUUUUUGGCACUGUCCAUCUCCUCCAGAGGGGCUGAGAGCACUGCGAGCAGAGAUGCUGCUCUGAGUCACAUUAACUCACGUUAUGAAUGCACCGUUUUGAUUUUUCAAGGAGAUCAGAUUGCUUUAAGGGGAACAAGGAGAGGGGACUCAUGGGAUCUGAAUACCUGACCAACUGGAUAGCCUUGCAGCAUCUACUGCUGUAAGGACCUUGACUGCCUGGUAGAGUCCUGGGGAAUGCGCCGUCAUGAUGGUGAUGGACAUCCAGUGCAAGAUGAGAGGGAUGCGGGGUGAAACUGAACAAGAAAAUUGGGGGAAUAGAAGAAGGUGCUCAUGCUGAUGAAAUUUAGCUGCUUAUGAAGUCCAGGUCACAUCGGUGCCAAGAGCAUCUCUGUCACAGACUGUGAGCCAAGGCUGCACUCAAAGGGCCACCAGUGGUCUCCAAGGCCAGAGGGAGGGCAAGCUGGAGCAGAAAGCAGUGAAUGGUGCGGGAUGGGGUGGGAAACUCCUAUCAGCUGCUACCCCACUCCCUCCCCACCCUCUCGCAGAUGGGCUGAGCUGGUGUCAUCCCGCUUUUCUUGCAUCUCCUGCUGUCCCCUCCCAGGCUGAGAAAGGAGGAUGGCACCAGAGGACUCUUGGAGUCGGGUUCCAGCUACCUCCCUUCCGGUUUC
Molecule: messenger RNA, 8192 nt
Organism: Centrocercus urophasianus (Greater sage-grouse)
Lineage: Eukaryota; Metazoa; Chordata; Aves; Galliformes; Phasianidae
Gene: PAPPA
Product: pappalysin 1
Exons: 22
Coding region: 1-4884 (1627 amino acids)
Molecular function (GO): metallopeptidase activity
Source: RefSeq, a predicted model, not a curated record